This is a messenger RNA of Penicillium hordei, 975 nucleotides long. RefSeq lists its product as uncharacterized. NCBI's taxonomy places the organism in Eukaryota, Fungi, Ascomycota, Eurotiomycetes, Eurotiales, Aspergillaceae. The transcript has a single exon. The coding region runs from base 1 to 975 and encodes 324 amino acids. The record is from RefSeq and is a predicted model, not a curated record.
AUGGACGUGAUGGCCAUCCUUGGGCUUAAAGUGCAAGGCACAAAGGCACCCGACCUCGAGCAGCAGAAUCAAAACACCAACCGCUUGCUCCUCCGAGAGCCCGAAUGGAGAGUAUCUUUGGUUAACCCGCAGUGCAUGAUUAACAAUCUUGGACCAACAUAUAACUCCAUGCCGCCACAGCGUGACGACAAGCAUGAUGACACGCUUACGCCUAAGGACUCUCAAGAACAAAAUGCACAACUGAGACAUGAGGUGACGAAACAGGCGCAGAUCAUCCUCGAUCUCACGAAGAAGCACAAAGAAGCCGUGGGCCGGUUUGAACAACACACGGCAAAUAUCACAUACGAACUCGAGGAACAGGAAAAGAAAAUUUCCGACCUCGAGUUCCAAAAAGGAAAGUUUGUUCUUGACCCCGAGGAACUACCAAAGAAGAUUGCUGAACUCGAGCGCCAAAAUGGAAUGCUGGUUCAUAGUCUCGAGGAACAGACUAGGAUAGUCUCUACGCUGGAAAAGCGGGACGCGAAGAUGAAGGAAGUCUUCGAUAACAUUUCCAGCACAAUGUUUUUGGAGCUCGAGUACCAGGAAGAACUGAUCAACGAAAUGACACCAGGCGAAGGGGAGUUUUUCCAGCUAAGCCACAAUACCCUAGUGGAUCUGGUUGAACUCAUUGAGCAAUGGACAGCAGACGACAAGCAUUCAGAGAUGAUGUUCAAUCUUGAAGAUGAGCCGCAGUUUGAACAGCUAUACGCGGAACUGUUGUCUCGAUUCAACGAACAAUCAUGCCAGCUCAAAAUGCAGGCAAUGAAGCUCGGUAGGCAGAAAGGCAUGAUUGACGAACAAAGGAGCAUUAUCUUCGAACUCGAGGCGCAGAAACGAAAGCUUGCUGGCGAUCUUGAAGAACAAGAUGGAAAGGUGGCUUCGUUGCUUGAGUUUUUGGAAGGGAAUGGUGUAGAAUUCACAUUCCUCUGGAACUAG